This is a messenger RNA of Podarcis raffonei (Aeolian wall lizard), 3562 nucleotides long. Its product is annotated as zinc finger protein 501-like. Gene Ontology annotation, molecular function: DNA-binding transcription activator activity, RNA polymerase II-specific; RNA polymerase II cis-regulatory region sequence-specific DNA binding; DNA-binding transcription repressor activity, RNA polymerase II-specific. The record is from RefSeq and is a predicted model, not a curated record. NCBI's taxonomy places the organism in Eukaryota, Metazoa, Chordata, Lepidosauria, Squamata, Lacertidae. Bases 273 to 1658 code for a protein of 461 amino acids. Gene Ontology annotation, cellular component: nucleus. The transcript has 4 exons. Gene Ontology annotation, biological process: negative regulation of transcription by RNA polymerase II.
CAAAAAAGUGCUGUUGGGGACAAUCAACUUUGCACGGCUCCAGCCAGCAGAGGGCAGGUGGGGAAACCGGCCGAUCGCGCGGGGAAAAUUGCACUUUGCACUUUCCCAGGAAUCCUACCACGGCUCCUCCUCUUCCUCCCUCCCUUCCUUCUUCCUUCCCUCCAUUUCUCCCUCUCUCUCCCUCCCUGUUUCUUUCUCUUCUUAUGUAAGAUCCAUGUGGUUCAGCGCCUAGGCUUGCAAUCUGAAGUCGUCCUUGCAAGUAUAAAUAAACCAUGGCGAAAAUAACAGAACCACAGAAUUACAGAACUGGAGAAUUAGAAGGGGCAUCUAGUCAGACGCCCUGCGAUGCAGGAAUCGCAGUCCUGGUCUUGUGGCCGCCAACCCCGGACGAGAGCCCCUGCUCCGUUGCAAAAAUGAUGGUGACGUUUUCUUCCAGACCGUCUCCUUCUCUGCGUGGAGCAGAAACUGUUUCUGGAGAGCUGCUGAAUCGGGUGCAGGAAGAAGGAAUGGAGAGCUGUGCAGGAUCUGGCCCUUCCCCUCGGCUUCUGGGCCCGGUGACCUUUGAGGAUGUGACCGUGCAUUUCACAGAGGAGGAGUGGGCCCUUCUGGAUCUGGGCCAGAGGGCCUUGCACAGAGAAGUCAUGGAAGAGAAUUACAGGAAUCUGGCCUCUCUGGGUGAUGGGAGGGAGAGCAGUGAAGAGAAUGAACCCCAGGGAAUUAAAACUGAAGCAGAAGAGAAUUUGAGGAAGGACACUGUUGUUCCAGACGGUGCUGGCUUCAAUGAAACUCUGAUGCUGGAAAAACAUCAUACAGGCAAGAAACAGGAAAACGCCUCUUCUUGUGUAAGAAACCCAGCUAGAAUAUUGAAUCCCAGCACCCUUGGAAGAAAACAUAAUGGGGAUAAACUGUUUCAAUGUUCAGAGUGUGAAAGGAGCUUCAAGUACAAGUCACUUCUUCAUCUACAUGAAAGAAUCCACACAGAAGGGAAACCACAUAAAUGUUCAGAGAACAGAAAGAGUGUCCGUCUGAGCUCCAAGCUUCCUGCUCAUCAACAAAUCCACACUGACGGGGAACCAUAUAAGUGCGCAGUGUGUGGAAAUAACUUCGCUGAUAGCAAUAAACUGUCUAAACAUGAAAGAAUCCACACAGAAGGGAAACCACAUAAAUGUUCAGAGUGUGGAAAGUGUUUCCGACAGACCUACAACCUUUUUAAUCAUCAAAGAAUCCACACUGGAGAAAAACCAUAUAAAUGCUCAGAGUGUGGAAAGAGCUUCACAGACCGUAGUGGCCUUACUCGUCAUCAGAGAACCCACACAGGAGAGAAACCACAUAAAUGUUCCAAUUGUGGAAAGUGCUUCAGCCGCUACAGUCACCUUCUUAGUCAUCAAAGAAUCCACACAGGGGAGAAACCGUAUAAAUGCUUGGAGUGUGGAAAGGGCUUUGCUCAGAGCUCUGCGCUUCUUUCUCACCGAAAAGUCCACUCAGGAGAGAGACCGUUUAAAUGUUCUGAGUGCGAAAAGUGUUUCCGUCUGAGCUCCAAACUUCUUGAUCAUCAGAAAAUCCACACUGGAGAAAAACUAUAUAAGUGCUCAGUGUGUAAAAGCAGCUUUGCGUACAAGAGACAUCUUUCUUUACAUGCAAGAAUUCACACAGGAUAAACUAUAUAAAUGCUUAGAGUGUGGAAAGAGCUUCACUUAGAGCUGUGUGCUGUUAAAUAAAGAAUCCAUUCUGGAGGGAAACAGUAUAAAUGCUCAGUGUGUGGAAAAAGCUUAAGAGAUCAUAGUAACCAUUCUCGUCAUCAGAGAAGCCACAUAGAAGCCACAUAAAUGUUCCAACUGUGGAAAGUGCUUCAGCUGGAAUAGUGACCUUCUUAAUUAUCAGACACUCCAUACAUGUGAGUUUGGGAAAAGCUUCAGUUUUAGCCAAACCCUUGCUUUACAUACAGGGGAGAAAGCAUUUUCAUGUUCAGUGUGGGGAAAGUACUUCGACCAUAAGUUACUAACUACCAAAAGGCCCAUACAGGUGAGAAGCUGUAUAAAUGUUCAGAGUGUGGAAAGAGCUCAGCCAAAGCAAGAGCCUCUUUAACCAUAAAAUAAUCCAUUUUGCAGAGAAAGAAUAUCAUUAUUUGGGAUGUGUAAAGGGCUGAAAAAUACGUCUUAGUAUGGAAUGUGAGUGGCACUGUGAUCUAAACCACUGAGCCACUUGAGCUUGCAGAUCAUAAGAUUGGCGGUUCGAAUCCUCACAAUGGGGGUGAGCUCCUGUUGCUCUAUCCUAGCUCCUGCCAACCUAGCAGUUUGAAAGCAUACCAGUGCGAGUAAAUAAAUAGGUACCACUGUGGUGGGAAGGUAAAUGGUGUUUCCAGGCGCUCUGGCAAUCAUCACGGUGUUGUGUUGUGCCAGAAAUGGUUUUGUCAUGCUGGCCUCAUGAUGCAGAAAAUCUGUCUGCAGACAAACGCUUGCUCCCUCGGCCUGAAAGCAGAGAUGAGCGCUGCACCCUCAUAGUAGAAUUUGACUGGACUUAUCCAUCCAGGGGUCCUUUAGUGUACAUCAGAAACCCCAUACAGGAGUGAAAUCAUAUAAAAGUCCAUUGAAUGGAAAGAGCUUCAGCCACGUUGGUGGCUUUAGUUUCCAUCAGUGAGUCCACACCGGAAAAGAACUAUAUACAGUGGUACCUUGAUUCUCGAAUGGCUUGGGUCCCAAACAAAUCUGCUUCUGAACGUUGCAAAGUAGGUGUUGUGGUUUGCGAAUGUUUUUCGGAAGCCGAACGUCUGACGUGGCUUCCAUGGCUUAUUGAGUGCAGGAAGCUCCUGCAGCCAAUCAGAAGCCGUGCCUUGGUUUUUGAACAGUUUUGGGAGUUGAAUGGACUCCUGGAACGGAUUAAGUUCGACAACCAAGGUACCACCGUAGUUGCCAUGGAAAGAGUUUUCAGGUGAGCAGAGUGGUUGCGUAUCACCACCAAAUCCUCACAAGGGAAUAAGUCAUUUAAAUCCUCAGUCAGAUGUGGUAUCUGUCACAAGGACAGCAAUUAUACAGGAAAGACCAUAGUCUCUUUUGCACAUAACGCCAAAGCGUGGUUAACAGAAGAAGAGCUUGCUGGAUCAGGAAAACUGGUCCUCUCCACUCUUGUGGUUUCCUGCAAGUAAGGACAGAACAUUGCUCACAGCACAGCCUCCAUCCUCCUCCAUUGAUGGACUUACCCUCCUUUAAUUUCUCUAAACCUCUCUUAAAGCCAUCCAAGUUGGUGGCCGUUGCUGUUUCCUGCUGGAGUGAGUUCCACAGUUUAUCUAUGUAAAAUAAGUACUUUCCUUUCUUUACCUGUCCUGAAUUUUCCAGCUUCAUUGGAUAUCCACAAGAUUUCGUGUUGUGUGAGAGGGAUAAAAACUUUCCUCUGUCGACUUUCUUCCUGCCAUGUAUAGUGUUGCAAACGUCUGUCAUAUCAUCUCUUGCUCGCUUUUUUCUAUAAAUGAUGUUUUAUUAAACAAUGGCUUAGUGAUAUCUGUGAAACUAACCCAGCAGUUUAACUAUGGUCUGUUAAAUAUUAUUAAAAGACACUUGUUAACAAA